Molecule: messenger RNA, 1939 nt
Organism: Nelumbo nucifera (sacred lotus)
Lineage: Eukaryota; Viridiplantae; Streptophyta; Magnoliopsida; Proteales; Nelumbonaceae
Product: S-adenosyl-L-methionine-dependent methyltransferases superfamily protein
Biological process (GO): rRNA base methylation
Cellular component (GO): nucleolus
Molecular function (GO): RNA methyltransferase activity
Source: RefSeq, a predicted model, not a curated record
UGUAACCGGAAAUUAAUUCGGCUCAUUCCCUCGUCUUCUCUUUCACUUCUCCUGUUAAUCUGCUGCGCCACUUGCUAGGCUGCCCCAAGAUGCGCUCCUCUCGGCUGCGCCCUGCAGUUGCCAAGAAUGUGAAAGGCGGACGCCCGAGCAACGCCGAUCGGUCGUCGUAUUUCGCCCGGAGAGAAGCUGCCAAAGUAUUGCGUUGCGUACUCCACGGAGACGCUCGGCGUAGGGCGGUUGCUUCCAUCAAAUCCCUCGUCUACAGCCCUUGUGUCAGAAACAAGAAAGCGACUUUCGCUCUUGUUUGUCAAACGCUCAAGCAUCUUCCAAUUCUUAAGGAUGUUUUAGGAGCUACUACUAUAUUGAAUGGAAAGUGGAAGAAGCAAGAAGAACUGAUAUACGUAAUCACAUAUGAUAUUCUCUUUGGCCAGGCUAUUGUGUUGAUGGGUGCUGCAGAAAAGUUUCUCCUGCUACAGAAAGAUGCUUUACAAUCAGCUUUGGCUAAACUUUUAGUGAAGAAAAAAGUGAAGCAAGUUGAAGAUUUACUACUUCUUUACCAAACUCCUGAAGUGACCAAACCUCGUUAUGUACGUGUAAAUACUCUGAAAUUGGAUGUUGAAAAUGCGCUAUGCAAAUUAGAAAGACAAUACAUGGCCAGAAAGGACGACAUGGUUCCAGACUUGUUGGUACUUCCACCAGGAACUGAUUUGCAUGAUCAUCCUUUGGUCAUGAAUGGAAGUGUCUUUUUACAAGGCAAGGCAAGCUCCAUGGUAGCAGUAGCCCUUAGGCCCAAGCCAGGUUGGGAGGUUCUUGAUGCUUGUUCAGCUCCUGGUAAUAAGACUGUUCACCUUGCUGCACUCAUGAAAGGACAGGGAAAGAUAAUAGCAUGUGAGCUCAAUAAAGAAAGGGUUAAACGUUUAGAAGACACUAUCAAGCGGUCUGGUGCAACUAAUGUGGAGGUCUUGCAUGCAGACUUUUUAAACUUAAACACAAAAGAUCCUCUGUAUUCAAAGGCUUGGAUGGUGAUGAUAAAAUUUCAAUUGGGGGGGACCAAGGAUCUACUUGCUAUCUCAUCAUAUGUAUUACGAGAGGUGCGGGCCAUUCUCUUGGACCCUUCCUGUUCUGGAUCUGGGACUUCUGCUGACAGAUUAGAUCAUUUACUCCCCUCAUAUACCGCAGGUCAAGCUGCUGAUGUUGCUGACACAGAAAGGGUGAAUAAGCUUGCUGCCUUUCAAAGAAAAGCUCUAGCACAUGCAUUAUCUUUUCCAGCAGUUGAGAGAGUGGUUUACAGUACCUGCUCCAUUAACCAAGCAGAAAAUGAGGACGUCAUUAAGUCAGUUCUUCCACUGGCAGCAUCCCAUGGUUUCCAACUGGCUACUCCCUUCCCUCAGUGGCCUCGCCGUGGUUUUCCAGUCUUCGAAGGAUCUGAACAUUUGCUUCGCACUGAUCCAACCAUAGACAUGGAAGGUUUCUUUAUUGCGCUAUUUGUCAGGAAGAAUGUGAUAAAUGGUAAUCAAGAAAAGCAGAAGCAUAGGAAACCUUCAAAAACUACCAGAACUAAAAACCCGUUCAAGAAUGGAUCAUGGACCUUCCUUCACCAACGUAGAGGCGGAAGAAACUCGUUACGUCCGAGAAAGAACGUUAAAAACAAGAUAACUUCUACACCCUUAUUUUUCACUAGGAUGUCUCAAAUCAUGUUGUAUCCUCCCGUUACUGGGUGGGGUAGAACUGCACAAACUACUCAUUUUGUACGCAGGCGGAUUCAUAUACAAUGAUUAAUGCCACCUGACUUUUGAGGAAGUUUUUUGUUACGUCGAAUCCAUAGAAUUUUCACUGUGAAGAAACUCAUCGUACGGUUUGCAUUAAGAAAAUCUAUCUCGUCUGUAUUCCCAGUUUCCUAGUUUUGUGCCACAAGGAACGAUCAAAGUGAGUUCAAAUC